Mizuhopecten yessoensis (Yesso scallop) is the source of this 1038-nucleotide messenger RNA. RefSeq lists its product as uncharacterized. NCBI's taxonomy places the organism in Eukaryota, Metazoa, Mollusca, Bivalvia, Pectinida, Pectinidae. The coding region runs from base 208 to 1038 and encodes 276 amino acids. The record is from RefSeq and is a predicted model, not a curated record. The transcript has 6 exons.
UUUGGAGGGGAAAAAAAUAAAUACUUCAAAAUGGAGAAGUUAGAUAUAAUAUAUAUUUACCCAUUAUUUCGUAUCAGCAUCCGCAGCAUAUCCGCAGCGCCAUCUAUCUGUCGUCUCGAAUGACCUCCAAGAAACCGCCAAAUACGACUUCGUAAACUUUCCUCGAUUACAGUUGUCAAGGUACGGCAUAUUUUUCAAAUAAUCAUAAUGUCUUCAAUCGUCCUGAUGAUCUGGAUUAACGACGAUCCAAUCCAAGGCAACAUUUUGAAGAUAAGUACGAUCGUAGAGCCAAGGAUUGCCUUUGGGGAAUAUCGUGAAGGACAACGUGUUCGGGUAAAAUGUCCAGGAUUUGGAAUUCAAAGUGGCGUCAUAGGAAAGAUCGGUGAUGACUCCAAAAGGAAGGAAUUCCAGGAAUUAUUAGCUGGCCCUGGGUUUAAAAAGCUGGUGGAAACUGUUUGUGGAGGAAAGCCGAUGGAAAAGGAGUCGGGGCCAUAUCUAGUAGAGGAUAUUGAUGCCAUUGCCAGUAAGAGUGAUGAUGGGCUUACCACAGGCACUGCUGCACCAAUCAGAAUUCCCAGGAUCAAAAAGAAGAGAUCACUUCGUGACAUGCAUCAAGAUGGGUCAGAAAAUGAAGCGUACAGUAAUAACGGUUCUGAACAUGGAGAAAUAACUUCUGAUGACGACCUUCAGUUAAUAAACAGACCGUUAAAAAAAAAGACAAAAACACAGACAACAAACCAAGAUAUAGAGGCGUUGAAAGUAAAGAAAGACGUUGCAAAGACAAAGAGGGAUGCACAAAAAGCGAGAGAAAAAGUUGGUCAAAUGGUAUCUUCAGUCUUGGUGGAUGGAGAUGGGCAUGUGGAUACUCCAUCAGUUUCAGAAAAGUUGAUUGCCAUUGUCAACAACACCAAUACCAUACUUGCCAUGGUGCAUCAGCUGUUUGAAAAACAGGCAGAUAUAGAAAGGCAGUUGGCAGAAAUCACUUCUUGUAAGCAGUGUGUGAAGGCAAUGUACAAGGUAACAAGUCCCUGCAGGUAG